Molecule: messenger RNA, 2733 nt
Organism: Nannospalax galili (Upper Galilee mountains blind mole rat)
Lineage: Eukaryota; Metazoa; Chordata; Mammalia; Rodentia; Spalacidae
Gene: Psip1
Product: PC4 and SFRS1 interacting protein 1
Exons: 16
Coding region: 472-2064 (530 amino acids)
Biological process (GO): regulation of transcription by RNA polymerase II
Cellular component (GO): nucleus
Molecular function (GO): double-stranded DNA binding; transcription coregulator activity
Source: RefSeq, a predicted model, not a curated record
GGGCCGCGCCACGCUCGCUCCGGCCCCGAGCCUCUCGCUGCAUCCGGCCGCAGGAGGUCGAGCGUGGCGGAGCCCCCCGACCGGGCGUCCGGAGCGCCGCUUCCAGCCCAGCCCCUGCGGCUGCCGCGCUCCCCCGCCUGCGCGAGCAGUUGGUUUCGCCCCAGCGCUAGCGGGCGCCGAGCGGGAGCAGCGCGGGAGCGGCGCAGCGACGGCGGCGACAGUGGCGGUGGCGGUUGCAGCUCGCAGCGGUUGAGACGCCUCUGCGGCAGCUGGUGGCGCAGGUGGCCGGCGUAGACGCGCGUGGGGGCGGCCAGCUCGUCCCGCAGCUACAGCGUCGCAGCCCGGCAGGCUCGUCGAGACACCCGAGGCAUCCUCCCCCGCGCGCGGGCCUCGGAGCCGCGCGCUCGCAUCUUCGGAUCGCCGCCGCCCGCCGCUCUCCUGGUCCGCGGACCCCCGCGUCGGACCCGAAACAUGACUCGCGAUUUCAAACCCGGGGACCUCAUCUUCGCCAAGAUGAAAGGGUAUCCUCAUUGGCCGGCCCGCGUGGAUGAAGUUCCUGAUGGAGCUGUAAAGCCACCCACAAACAAACUACCCAUUUUCUUUUUUGGAACUCAUGAGACUGCUUUUUUAGGACCUAAGGAUAUAUUUCCUUACUCUGAAAAUAAGGAAAAGUACGGCAAGCCGAAUAAACGAAAAGGUUUUAAUGAAGGUUUAUGGGAGAUAGACAACAAUCCAAAAGUGAAAUUUUCAAGUCAGCAGGCAUCAACUAAACAGUCAAACGCAUCAUCUGAUGUUGAAGUUGAAGAAAAAGAAACUAGUGUUUCAAAGGAAGAUACUGAUCAUGAAGAAAAAGCCAGCAAUGAAGAUGUGACUAAAUCAGUUGACAUAACUACUCCAAAAGCUGCCAGGCGAGGAAGAAAGAGAAAGGCAGAGAAACAAGGAGAAACGGAAGAGGCAGGAAUGGUGACAGCAGCCACAGCGUCUGUUCAUCUGAAAGCAAGUCCUAAAAGAGGACGGCCUGCAGCUACUGAAGUCAAGAUUCCAAAACCAAGAGGCAGACCUAAAAUGGUAAAACAGCCCUGUCCUUCAGAGAGUGACAUGGUUUCUGACGAAGACAAAAGUAAGAAAAAGGGGCCAGAGGAAAAACAACCUAAAAAGCAGCUUAAAAAGGAUGAAGAAGGCCAAAAGGAAGAGGAUAAGCCAAGAAAAGAACCAGAUAAGAAAGAGACAAAGAAAGAAGUUGAAUCAAAACGGAAAAAUUUAGCGAAACCAGGGGUUACAUCAGCCUCUGAUUCUGAAGAAGAAGGAGAUGAUCAAGAAGGUGAAAAGAAGAGAAAGGGUGGAAGAACCUUCCAGACUGCUCACAGGAGGAACAUGCUGAAAGGUCAACACGAGAAAGAAGCCGCAGAGCGGAGACGAAAGCAAGAGGAACCAAUGGAAACUGAGCAGCAGAAUAAAGAUGAAGGAAAGAAGCCAGAAGUUAAGAAAGUGGAGAAGAAGAGAGAAACAUCAAUGGAUUCUCGACUUCAAAGGAUACAUGCUGAAAUUAAAAAUUCACUCAAAAUUGAUAAUCUAGAUGUGAACAGGUGCAUUGAGGCCUUGGAUGAACUUGCUUCACUUCAGGUAACAAUGCAACAAGCUCAGAAACACACAGAGAUGAUUACAACACUAAAAAAAAUACGGCGAUUCAAAGUUAGUCAAGUUAUCAUGGAAAAGUCUACAAUGUUGUAUAACAAAUUUAAGAACAUGUUCUUGGUUGGUGAAGGAGAUUCUGUCAUCACACAAGUGCUGAAUAAAUCUCUUGCUGAACAAAGACAGCAUGAGGAAGCAAAUAAAACCAAAGAUCAAGGGAAAAAAGGGCCAAACAAAAAGUUAGAAAAGGAACAAACAGGUUCAAAGACUCUAAAUGGUGGAUCAGAUGCUCAAGACAAUAAUCAUCCACAACAUAAUGGUGAUAGUCAUGAAGAGAGCAAAGACAGCCAUGAGGCCAGCAGUAAGAAAAAGCCACCUGGAGAAGAGAAAGAGAGUGAACUAUCUCUGAAGGAUUCUACACUAGAUAACUAGGUUGACAUACCUGAAAUGUCAAGGACAUUUGAGAAAUUCGUAAUGGUUCUCAUUUGAAAUAUUUAGAUUGCUGAAAGUUUUAAAUUUUUAUAAGCAUAGGUUUUGAUGUUUAAGUUGUUUGGGGAAAGAAAAUCCCUUUACCAAUAUGUAAAAUUAAACAUCGCUAACUGUAUUUGUGCAGUAUUAACAACUACGUUACAUAGUAAGUGUAGGGAGAUCCACUUAGAAAAUGUUAGACUGCCUUUUAGAUACCGCUGUAGCAUAUUUUCAAUUUGUGUGUGUAUGUUAAUGUGUAAUAGAACAGUUGCAUUUUUUAAAAACUGCUACUUGUAUAAAUCUUUCCCCCUCCCCAGUAACAGUGCAUUUUGUGCAUAGUUGUUACAAACCUUGAACUUCCCAGACCCUUCUUUUCACUGUUUGUGGGUUUUGUACAAGUUGAGCAUUUUUACGGUUGAUAAAAUGAAUGUUACUUCUAAGUCCUCACUCCCUCCUUUGAUAAAAGUUAGCUUCAACCUCAGUCUACGUUGUGCUGCAUUACCCUGCCUCUUUGUAACAUUGUGUGGUCUGUAUGACAACUAGAUGUCCAACUGAUGUUGAACUGAUAGUUCUAGAAAGUACAAUGUAACUUUUGAAAGUAAUUUAGUUUUAUGGCUGGGAAUUCAGUGAAGU